AGGACCCCGUCAAAGGGCAUUAAAUUCAAAAUUUCAAAACAAACGUGAGGUUGUUUUUCUUAACAUGUAACAGUUUACUUAGAGCUGGCGGGCAGUUGCAGACACACAGCUUGAAUCUUCAUUUGAAACAUGGACGUAGAUGGAAAGCACGAUUCCAGUAGCAAUGAAAAACCGGUGGAUAAAGCUAAACCGCCUUCAAUCGAGGAUUUCAUCGUUUUGAAGCCAAUAAGCCGCGGUGCUUUUGGCAAGGUGUACCUUGCCCGGAAGAAGUCAAAUUUGCGUUUAUAUGCCAUUAAGAUGAUGAAGAAAGCAGAUAUGGUUGUUAAAAAUAUGACGGGCCAGAUGAAGGCAGAGAGAGCUGCACUUGCUUUGAGCAAAAGCCCCUUCGUGGUUCAACUGUUUUAUUCCCUUCAGACGGCCACCAAGAUCUAUCUGGUCAUGGAAUAUCUCAUUGGUGGAGAUGUCAAAUCUCUGCUACACCAUUAUGGGUAUUUCGACCAGGAUAUGUCUGUCCAAUACAUUUCAGAGGUUGCAUUGGCUUUGGACUACCUCCACCGUCAUGGUAUAAUCCACAGGGACUUAAAGCCAGACAACAUGCUUAUAUCUAACAAAGGUCAUGUUAAGCUGACAGACUUCGGCCUUUCUAAAGUCAAGCUUGACAGAGAGCUGAGUAUUUUGGAUAUCCUUACUACUCCUUCCUUGGCUAAACCAAAACAAGAUUACUUCCGCACCCCGGGUCAAGUGCUCUCCUUAAUCAGCUCUCUUGGAUUUAAUUCACCUGCAGCAGAAGGAAAGCGCCACUGCAGCACAUCUGCAGCGUCAAGUCCCCUUUCCUGCGGCAGACUAAGAAAGAAGAAAACCUCUCUUGGUUCUCCCUUGUUGAAGAAAGAGCAGCAGUGUUCACAGGCUCGAUACCCUUGGAAAACAGGACCCAACAAUGUUGCGAUUAGUCCUCACAAGCUGGCAAAAAAUCUGACCCCCAGCCUGCUGAAGACCAGGAGAAGGUUUGAAACGAUGAGUGCAGGCAGCACCACUGACACUGAAGGGGCCAUCAGUCCACUGUGGGAGUGUGACGAGAAAGAAAAUGAACACGCUAACAAACAGAAGCAUUCUGAAUCCAAAGGAGAGUGUGUGCCCACAAAAUGCACUGUUGUGGAUGCCUCGUCAGCCUCGUCUGUAAAGAGGACAUUUUCUGAAAUGGAGAAGCCCGAGUCGUUGGAGAUCCAAGCCAAGAAACGUAGCACAGCCUACAAGAGAUGCUACGAGAUUCCGGAAGAACCUGCAAGGCUUCACACUGGCCUGACUGGAACAUUUUCUAACGUCCAAAUCCUUGACUUCUUGGCCUCCACUGAGGGGAUUGGGUUAGCUGUAGAGCGGAUCCCAACACGCUCCAGUCCCAUUGCUAAAAGUCUGUUAAGUGAACUAGAGGAGCCAACAGAGGACGUGUUUGAAGACGGACCCAAAGACCUAUCACAUUCAAGUUUCACAUCACCCCUUACCGACAACAUUGACGUAUGCAGGAGCUUGCGCCUUGACUUUGAUGGCUCUAUGCACGAAACAUCUCUCACUAUGGACAGCUGUGCAUCUCACAAGACAAGAAAGUUUGCCAAAAACAGAAAUUCAGCAUCAUCUGAUGAGCUAGAGGAACAUAAAGAUUCAUCCAUGUCUGAAUCACUCCCACAAACUCCAUGUGCUGUUGCUAUGGGAACAUCCACACUUGGUCACUUUGUCUGGAAAGGACCUCAUUGCUCCUCCCUUAACCAGCUCCCUGAUGGUGAUGCAAAUUCCUCCUCAUUCCUCAAGCCGAAAAAUGUUGUCGCUUUCCGUAGCUACUGUAGCUCCAUCAACCACUCCAACAUGUCGGGGGUGUCCCGGUUCAGCAUCGGUUCUGUUGAUGCUAUGGACGUAUCCACCACUGCUUCCCAUUACUCCGCAUCUGGCAACACAACACCAGUGCAGAAAAGACCCAGUUCCAACAGCUCUCUAUGUCAGACUCCUCAGCCCAUGUCGACCUCUUACAACCCCUUAAGGACUCCAAAGAGUGUCAGGAGGGGGGCACUGCCUGUUGAGGGUGUACCCAUUUUAGGAACUCCUGACUAUUUGGCGCCGGAGCUUCUCUUGGGAAAACCACAUGACUGCAUGGUGGAUUGGUGGGCGCUUGGUGUGUGUCUUUUUGAGUUCCUCACAGGUGUGCCACCUUUCAACGAUGAGACUCCCCCUCUGGUCUUCCAGAAUAUUCUCAACAGAGAUAUUCCCUGGCCUGAGGAAGAGGAGGAACUGUCUGUCAAUGCAAGAAAUGCAAUUGAAAUUCUCCUAACCAUGGACAUGACAAAAAGAGCUGGCCUAAAAGAACUCAAAGCUCACCCGCUGUUCGAGGGCUUGGACUGGGACAACCAGCAUAACCAGCCGAUGCCUUUCAUACCUCAGCCAGAGGACGAAACCGACACCUCGUACUUUGAUGCAAGAAACAACGCUCAGCACAUUGCCGUGUCUGGCUUCAGCCUCUAGAGUUAUAAACAGUUGUGUUUUAUUAAAGUAGCUGUCAACAAAUUGUGGCUGUUGAUUAAGUUGUGCAGGUUUGUGAAUUCACGUGAUCUCAUGGUGGAAUUUCCCCCAAAAUCAGAUCCUAUAUAUUUAAAAAAACCCGGUAAUGAAUCCGAUUCUGAUAGUUUCUCUGUUCAAGGUGGUCACAUUUUAAAAAGCAUUUUAGGUAUUUGCAAUCACUGGUGAUGAAAGGCAGGAAAAAAGCCAAAUCCGUUAAAUGAUCACCUAGUUUACGAGUAGAAGGUACACUUGUUUUAAACUUUGGUAUUACCAUAUUGCAUAGUUAUUUCUCUUAAAUUAGGUUCUUAUACUAGCAAAGUGUUAUUUGCUUUGGCGAUACCUUUUUUUUUUAAAGGCUUUGAUUUCUGUGUUGUGAUAAAUACAAAUAAGUAAGUUCAUGGAGAUGGGGCAUUUACUGCCAUGCCGACACCUCAUUUUUUUUGCUGCACUGUUCAUUGUAAUGUUUUCUCUUGCUCUUAGCAGACUGGCUGGGAGUGCUGCCUAAAUGUAUCAUUAAGGGAUACAAAACUGCUUAAAAAAUACUAAUAUAUUCAUCAAUAAAAUAUUUUAAAUCUACAUCUUGUUAUAAGACCAUAGCACAGUACUUUAUGUUGUAGCAGAACGGUGUUCCUGCUUUUAUGUCAUUUGUGUUUAUAAUUUUGAUGUGUUCACCUGCUCAUAUUCCACACUACUAGUUUUAAGGAUAGGUUCUCAAGGCUCCGAUUCGCUUGUGAAAUUUUAUGUUGUUCGAAAUGUGCAAAUAAACUUGUA
Messenger RNA from Eleginops maclovinus (Patagonian blennie), 3315 nucleotides. It is a transcript of the gene mastl, whose product is annotated as microtubule associated serine/threonine kinase-like. Lineage: Eukaryota; Metazoa; Chordata; Actinopteri; Perciformes; Eleginopidae. Gene Ontology annotation, molecular function: ATP binding; protein serine/threonine kinase activity. Gene Ontology annotation, biological process: peptidyl-serine phosphorylation; intracellular signal transduction. The record is from RefSeq and is a predicted model, not a curated record.